Trichoderma virens Gv29-8 is the source of this 2562-nucleotide messenger RNA. RefSeq lists its product as uncharacterized. The record is from RefSeq and is a predicted model, not a curated record. Gene Ontology annotation, cellular component: COPI vesicle coat. The coding region runs from base 1 to 2562 and encodes 853 amino acids. Lineage: Eukaryota; Fungi; Ascomycota; Sordariomycetes; Hypocreales; Hypocreaceae. Gene Ontology annotation, molecular function: protein binding; structural molecule activity. The transcript is spliced from 4 exons. Gene Ontology annotation, biological process: endoplasmic reticulum to Golgi vesicle-mediated transport; intracellular protein transport; retrograde vesicle-mediated transport, Golgi to endoplasmic reticulum.
AUGAGAUUGGACGUCAAGCGCCAGCUUUAUGCCCGCAGCGAGCGGGUUAAGGGCAUCGACUUCCACCCGCAGGAGCCAUGGAUCCUCACCACCUUAUACAGCGGCCAUGUCAACAUUUGGUCAUACGAGACACAGCAAAUUGUCAAGUCCUUCGAGCUUACAGAUGUCCCCGUUCGAGCUGGUCGAUUUGUCGCGCGAAAGAACUGGAUAGUCUGCGGAUCAGAUGACUUCCAGCUGCGAGUCUACAACUACAACACCUCCGAGAAGAUCACCUCCUUCGAGGCGCAUCCCGACUACAUCAGAGCCAUCUGCGUGCACCCCACGCUGCCCUUUGUUCUUACCGCCUCCGAUGACAUGAGCAUCAAGCUCUGGGACUGGGAUAAGGGUUGGAAAUGUGUCCAGGUCUUCGAGGGCCACAGCCACUAUGUCAUGGGUCUUGCUAUUAACCCCAAAGAUACCAACACCUUUGCCUCGGCAUGCUUGGACCGAACAGUCAAGAUCUGGAGCCUGGGAUCGGGCACCGCCAACUUCACCCUCGAGGCCCAUGAGACCAAGGGAGUCAACCAUGUCGACUACUACCCCCACUCCGAUAAGCCUUACCUCCUCACCACCUCCGACGACCGAACAGUCAAGAUCUGGGACUACACCACCAAGUCUCUGAUUGCCACUCUCGAGGGACACACCAACAACGUCUCCUUCGCCUGCUACCACCCAGAACUGCCAGUCAUCAUCUCUGGUUCCGAAGACGGCACCAUCAAGCUCUGGCACGCCAAUACCUACAGACUAGAGCAGUCACUGAGCUACAGCUUGGAAAGAGCUUGGUGCGCCUCUUACCAGAAGGGCAAGCAGGGUGUUGCCAUCGGAUACGACGAUGGUGCUGUUGUGAUCAAGCUCGGACGCGAGGAGCCCGCCGUCUCCAUGGACCCAUCCGGCAAGCUGAUCUGGGCCAGGCAAAACGAAGUCGUGUCUUCCAUCAUCAAGGGCGAUGCCUCCGUCAAGGACAACGAGCCCAUCUCACUACCGACCAAGGACCUCGGAACUUGCGAAGUGUAUACCCAGACGCUGAUUCACUCACCGAAUGGUCGAUUCGUUGCCGUGUGUGGCGAUGGCGAAUACAUCAUCUACACGGCACUGGCAUGGCGAAACAAGGCUUUCGGUUCUGCCAUGGACUUUGUCUGGGCCUCAAAGGAAAACAGCAACGAUUUUGCCAUCCGAGAGUCAGCCAUGAGCGUCAAGGUGUUCAAGAACUUUGUGGAGAAGAGCGGAGGUUUGGAUGUUGGCUUCCAGGCUGAUGGCCUCACUGGAGGUGUUCUGUUGGGUGUUACUGGCCAGGGUGGUGUCUCCUUUUUCGACUGGGCUACUGGUGGCUUGGUUCGCAGAAUCGAGGUAGAGCCUAAGCAGGUUUACUGGUCAGAAAGCGGCGAGCUGGUGGCCAUUGCCUGCGAGGACUCAUUCUACGUCCUGCGCUUCUCCCGUGAAAACUAUAUCGAGGCCGUACAGUCAGGACAAGUCGAGGAAGAUGGCGUUGAGUCUGCCUUUGAAGUCAUCACCGAUGUCAACGAGACCAUUCGAACGGGUGAGUGGGUUGGCGACUGCUUCAUCUACACCAACAGCACAAACAGACUCAACUACCUGGUCGGCGACCAGACCUACACCAUUUCUCACUUUGACAAGCCCAUGUACGUUCUUGGCUACAUCCAGAGAGACUCUCGCAUCUACCUUGCCGACAAGGAUGUCAACGUCACCUCUUUUGCCCUGUCACAACCCGUUCUCGAGUACCAGACGCUAGUUUUGCGAGAGGAUAUGGAGACAGCUGCCGAGUUGCUGCCAACCAUCCCGGCUGAUCAGCUCAACAAAGUUGCACGAUUCUUGGAGGGCCAGGGACACAAGGAUCUUGCUUUGGAAGUUGCCACUGACCCAGAGCACAAGUUUGAGCUGGCAUUGGCCCUGAACCAACUCGCCAUUGCUCUUGAUUUGGCCCGACAGGCUGAUGCCGAGCACAAGUGGAAGACUGUCGGAGAUGCGGCCCUGACCGCAUGGGAUGUUGGGCUGGCUGCUGAGUGCUUCACCCACGCCAAGGAUCUUGGAUCUCUCCUCCUCGUGUAUUCAUCAACAGGCGACAAGGAGGGUCUUGCCAAGCUAGUUGCCCAGGCGGAAGAGGCAAACGCCCACAACGUGGCAUUCUCAGCCUCUUGGCUAAUAGGUGACAUCGAUCGAUGCGUGGACAUCCUGACAAAGACUGGCCGAUCAGUAGAGGCUACUCUAUUUGCCCAGACGUACAAGCCUAGUCUGGCUACAUCUGCGGCAAAGGCCUGGAAGGAGAGCCUGGAGAAGAACAAGAAGGGCCGGGUGGCUAAGCUGAUUGGUGUCCCGGAUGACGAUGCAGAGCUGUUCCCCGAAUGGGACGAGUGGCUAAAUCUGGAAACCGAGGGUGGUGUGGCCGCCGAUGCGGAUAUUGCGACACCCGAGGACGAAGCCAAGGAGGGAGAAGAGGAAAAGGACGAGGAAAUGCAAGAGGCUCAGGAGGAGAUUGAGGAGGAGAUUGAGGAGGCGGAAGAGUAA